Molecule: messenger RNA, 1448 nt
Organism: Phoenix dactylifera (date palm)
Lineage: Eukaryota; Viridiplantae; Streptophyta; Magnoliopsida; Arecales; Arecaceae
Biological process (GO): RNA processing
Molecular function (GO): protein binding
Source: RefSeq, a predicted model, not a curated record
CAAUAAAGAUCCAGGCCUCACAUAGAGAAAGAAGAGAGGAGAGAAAAACGGGAGUUGAAGAAGAGAUGUUGCUGAGGAGUUCUUCCACCCCAAUCCUGGGAUCUCUCCCCCCGUCCUCCCCUUUCUUCUCUGAAAGCCCAACCAAUAAAAGCAGCCACCACCAUAGCUUGGAGAGAACCUCCUCUGCCUCCUCCUCCCUCCCUCAUGCCAUCGCCCACCACCCCAAUCCCACCCUCCACUUGCACUUCUCCUCCCUCUCCGACUCCUCCGACCGCGACCCCUCCUCCCUCGGCUUCCGAAGAGCCCUCUCCGAAGGCAACCUCAAUUGCCUCCUCUCCGGCGACUCCCACCACCUGCCAAUCAAAGCCCCUUCCUCCGGCCGCCGAGCCAGCCAUGUUCUGGAGCCCAUCCCCUCGUUCUCCAUAUACAAUUCCAAAGAAGAAGAAGAAGAAGAAGAAGAACCGCAGGAGGAGGAGGAAGAGGGCGGCGGUGGGCUCAAAAGAUCGGUCACGGUCGGAGAUACUAUCCUCGGAGAAUUCGGCUCCUCAGGCGAGAAUCAAAGUGUCGGCUUGGACAAUGAUUCUCGGGAAAGUGGGGACGUUGAUGGGAAUGCGGCGCUGCCGCUGUUUCUGGCCAGAGGGCUGGGGAUCGAUCGGCUGGGCUCCGGAAUCUUGAAUGCUGGUAGUGGUAGUGGUGGCAGCGGCAGGUGUACCGUUCUGACCGGCGAUGGAGGAGAGCAAUCCGACAUGGAGGCUUACUAUAAGCGGAUGGUUGACGAGAACCCGGGCAAUGCUCUGUUCCUGAGAAACUAUGCUCGGUUUCUCUACCAGGCCAAGGGAGAUCCUCAAAGAGCUGAGGAGUACUACUCUCGUGCUAUACUUGCAGACCCGGGCGAUGGAGAGAUCCUGUCACAGUAUGCUAAACUAGUGUGGGAGCUGCACCAUGAUGAGGAACGAGCUUCUAGUUAUUUUGAACAGGCAGUUCGGGCCGCUCCUCAUGAUAGCCAUGUCCUUGCAGCAUUUGCUGAGUUCCUGUGGGAAACGGAGGACGAUGAUGGAGUAGAAGGUGGAGAAGGUGGUCAUUCACGAGAUUAUGCUGGAGCAUCCAUUCAUCAUGGAGCAUUGGCAUCUGCAGCUGCUUCAUCAUAAAGGCGUGGUGCAAGUUUGAACCAACAGUUGUAUUGCUGAAAAACUAGCAUGCUCCGUGAUGUGCUAAGGGAUAUCUUGGAGAUGAAGAGUUUGGAACAUAGACUAGCUUGUGGGCUCGUUGAACAUCUGAAGGGCUCGUCCUAUGGUAGUGGAAAGUGGAAGAAAUGCUUUUGUCUGGAGACGUUAGAGAACAUAAUAAAAGCAAUUUGUUAUGUUGUGUAGGAGGACUGGGCGUGUGUUUAUUAGUGAUCUUAAGAUAAUUUAUUCAGAAAAAGGCCCAAGCUUCAUCUUGAUGUUGCU